This is a messenger RNA of Porites evermanni, 425 nucleotides long. Lineage: Eukaryota; Metazoa; Cnidaria; Anthozoa; Scleractinia; Poritidae. The record is from the annotation of a GenBank genome assembly.
AUGGAAAUCCAUGGAAUUCCAUGGAAAUCCAUGGAAUUCCACGAAACUUCCAUGGAGUAUCCAUGGAGUUCCAUGGAAUGCCAUGGAGUUCCAUGGAGUAUCCAUGGAGUUCCAUGGAAUGCCAUGGAGUUCCACGGAGUUCCAUGAAGUAGUGAUGGAGUUCCAUGGAACGCCAUGAAAUUCCAUGGAGUUUCCCUGGAGGUCCAUGAAAUUCCAGGGAAUAUCGUAGAGUUCCAUGGAAUGCCAUGAAAUUCCAUGGAGUUUCCUUGCCGGUCCAUGAAGUUCCAGGGAAUAUCGUAGAGUUCCAUGGAAUGCCAUGGCGUUGCCUGAAGUACCAUGCAGUUCCAUGGAAUGCCAUAGCGUGUCCAUGGAGUGUGAUAGAAUACCAUGCAGUUUGUAUGAGACAAUCCCUAGAAAUUCAGUAA